AUGUAUAGAAGAAUUUCAAAUAGAAUUAAAUGGAACAAAAAUGAAGAGAAUAAAAACUUAUAUGAUAUAUAUAUGUAUAAUAAAAAAUACACAAAUUUAAAUAAAAAUACUAUAAAUAACAUUAAAAAAAAUAAUAUUAUUUUAAAUGCACAUGGUAACAUAAAAGAUGGAAAACAGGGCUUAUAUAAUAAAGAAAGUAAAACAAUUUUAAAAAAAAAAAGAGCAAAUAAUGAUACCAAACAUUUAAGCACUAUUAAUAAAAAAAUAGCUAUUUCAAAUAUUUCUGUUGGAACGAAAAACGAGCCUGAAUAUAAUAAAAAAUUAUUUUUAAAUAAAGAAUAUAAUGCAAAAAAAAUUUCAAAAAAUGCGAUAAAUGAUAAUAUAAAAAUAAAAUUUAAUGAUGUAAUUUUAAAUCACAAUUGUUUUCAUGAAGAUAAUCCUAUUUUAAUUUGUAGUGACGAAAAUAAAAUAAAAAAAAAAUACAGUGCAAAGAAUAAAGUAAAUAGUAUAAUAAAUUAUUAUGAUUCUUCUUUAAAAAAAAUUUGCAAUAUAAAUGAAAGUAACAAAAAUAUUUAUGAAAAUAAAAAUACCAUUAAUAAUGCAUUAAUAAAUAAUUAUGAUGAUAAAAAGAGUGUGCAAAAUGAUGCACUAAAUAAAAUACGUAAAAUAAAUGAAGAAUUAAAAAAUAAAAAUUUUAAUAUGGAAAAAGUAAAUAAAAAUAGAUUAUCAGUAAGAAACAACAAUAAUAAAAAUUCUUUAGAAAAUAUAAAUGAAUAUCCUAUAACGUCUAAAAAUAUAUAUGAUAGUAUAUAUAUACCUCAAAUAAAUAUAAAAAACAUAAUUAACAGUGAUAAUAAUAAUAAUAAUAAUGAUGGUAACACAAAAAAGGGAGAAAAUAAUAACAAUAAUUUAAUUAAUACAUUAAAUGCAUAUUCAAAUGUGAAAGUGGCAGUUCGUAUAAAGCCAAUAGAUGACUCAGAAGAAAAUAUUGUUUCUAUUUUUAACAAAAAUUAUGUACUUAUAGAAAAAGAAAAUGAAAAAGAGUGUUAUUUGCUAUCUCAAAAAAAAAAGCAAGCAACGUAUGUAUUUGAUGUUGUUUUUGAUGUAAACUCUACUCAAGAAGAAGUAUUUUUUCAUACAGCUAAACCGUUAAUACCUCAUGUUUUUAAAGGUAUUAAUUGUACUGUUUUUGCUUAUGGUGCAACAGGGUCAGGUAAAACUUAUACAAUGCUUGAUGAUAAAAAUCAAAAUGGAAUAGUUCAAUUAUCUCUUUUAGAAUUAUUUACAAUUAUAAAAGAAGAAAAAUGUAGAAAUAUAAAAAUAGUUAUGAGUUUUCUAGAAGUGUAUAAUGAAACUAUUAGAGAUUUAUUAGGAAAAGAAAAAAAUAAAACUCUAGAAGUUCAAGAAGAUGUAGCAGAAGUAAAAGUAAGCAAUUUAUGUGAAAUUGAAGUUAAAAGUUAUGAACAAGCAAUGUUAUUAAUAAUUGAAGGAGUUAAAAAUAGAAAAAUGUCUCCUACUAGAGCAAAUAAAGUAUCAAGCAGAUCUCACGCAAUUUUACAAAUAUAUGUUUUUAAUGAAAUAUUAGAUAGCAGUAUGAACAUAAUAAAUUAUAAGGCAAAAUUAUGCUUUGUUGAUUUAGCUGGUUCUGAGAGAGCUAGUGCUACUUCUAAUAAAGGAGAUCGGUUUAAGGAAGGAUCGUAUAUUAAUCAAUCCUUAUUAGCUUUAGCAAAUUGUAUAAAUUCACUAGCAUCAAAUAGAAAUAUGUCAAAAGUAAGAGUCAAAUAUAGAGAUAGCAAAUUAACUCAUUUGUUAAAAAAUUCUUUGGAAGGAAAUUGUUUAGUUGUUAUGAUAGCUAAUAUUAAUCCUUCUAGAAAAUCUUUUCAAGAGUCUAAUAAUACUCUUAAAUAUGCAUUCCGAGCGAGAAAUAUAAAAUUAUGCGCUACUGUUCAAACAAAUGAUAAUAAAGAAAGUGAUAUAGAAAAAAUAUUAAAAAAAAAUGAUAUGUUACAAAAAGAAUAUGAUUCUUUAUUGAACAAAUAUAAGCUUUUAAGGGAUUUUUAUUCCGAAUUAAAAAUUUUAUUUCAAUUAUAUAAAAACGCACUUUCAUGUUAUCAACGAAAAGAAAAUUGUUCUGAUAAUUUAUAUAUAUUAGAAUUAAAGCAAGAAAUUUCUAUAUAUGAGCAACUUAUAAAAAUAAAAUUAGGUGAAUCAAAAAAAAAAAUAACUAAUCUAAAUGAUAAUGAGGAAAAAAAAUUUAUCAAUAUUUUUGAUUCAUUUAUUAAUAAAAAUUUAGAUUAUUUUAUACAUAAUAACUUUAAUAUUUUAAAUGAGUUAGAUGAUGAAAAAAAGACUUUAUUAGAUGAUAAAUUCUUAAAAAAUAAAGAUAUUAAAAUAAAAGAAAAUGCAUUUGAAGGAAAAAAUAAUUAUACAAAUAGUAAACUAAGAAUUAUAUCUAAUGAUGAUCAAAUUAACAAUGAAUUAAAUCAUAUCAUAAAAAAUACAGAUAUUUUCUUAAACGAUAACUUAAAAGGAAUCAAAAGUAAUAUGCUAAAUAAUCAUUACAUCAGUAAUGAAGCAGAUAUAAUAAAUAAUAGUAACACAAUAGAUAGUGAGAGCUAUUGUGAUGACAAUUUAAAAAAUGUAAAUAAUAUAAAUGAGAAUAAAGAAAUUAAAAGUGAAGUAUAUAUGAACAAGAAUUUGAAAAUAUGUGAAAAUAAAGAGGAUUAUAUAAACUCUAUAAAAAAUUCUAGUAUAAAUAUUAUUAAUGAAAAAAAAGAACAAUUUCAGUGUAUUCAUAAUAAUUUAACGAAUAUGCAAAAUUCCAUUUUAUAUAGUACUAUUAAUAAACAAAUAGAAAAUACUCCAUAUUUUUCUAAAGUGAAAAAUAAUAGUAAUGAACUAUUGAUGAAAAGUAAUUUAAACACAGAAAAUUUUAUUUUAAAUGAGAAUAUAAAUAAUAAAACCAUGAUCAAUGAAUUUACAAAUAUUGAAAACAUUAGUAAUAAAAUUAUAGAUGAUGAAAACAUUAGUAAUAAAAUUAUAGAUAAUCAAGACAUAACUAACAAAAUUGUAAAUAAUGAAAACAUUAAUGAAAAUAUAUAUAAUGGAAAUAUUAUUAAUGAAAUUAUAAGUAAUGAUAACACAAACAGUCAUAAUACUUUAAGUGAAAAUAUAAAUAAAGGUAAUAUAUGUAAAAUGUAUGAAUUAAGUGAAGAUAAUUUUAAGGAAAGUAAAGAACUUCAUGAUAUAUGUGUAAUAGAUAAAAAUAAAAUGGAGAAUAAUAAUGUAGAUUUAUGUAACAAAAUGAAUGAUACAAUUACGAAUAAUAAUGUUGUUAAUUUUAUUAAGAAAAAAGAUAGUAAACAGUAUAAUAAUAAUAAUAAUAAUAAAUUAAAAGAAUGUAAGAGAAAGAUAAAUAUAUUUGAUGAAAAUAUAAAACAUGAACAUAAUGAAAAUAGUACUUUAAUAGUUAAAAAAAAAAGAAUUAAAAAUAAAAUAUAA
Plasmodium gallinaceum is the source of this 3501-nucleotide messenger RNA. Its product is annotated as kinesin-8, putative. The record is from RefSeq and is a predicted model, not a curated record. Gene Ontology annotation, biological process: microtubule-based movement; mitotic spindle organization. Gene Ontology annotation, molecular function: microtubule binding; microtubule motor activity; ATP binding. NCBI's taxonomy places the organism in Eukaryota, Apicomplexa, Aconoidasida, Haemosporida, Plasmodiidae. Bases 1 to 3501 code for a protein of 1166 amino acids. The transcript has a single exon.